CGUUGUGUUUUCAUAUCUUUUAUCACCGUUUAAUAUUUGACAUCAUUUGUUUAGAAUGUGGUCGCUAAAAUAUCGCACAUUUGUAAAUAAUUGAAGCUCCUAAACCAAAACACCAAAGCCACUCUGUUUUUUAUUGAUUUGUACUCUUUUUCUCACACUGGCGUCGUUGCCUUGGAAGUAAGCUGUUGUGUGGUUGUCAAACAAAACCAAAAUGCCGUAGAUUUUAAAUAAUAUGGAAAGUAACACUGAUGCGAGUGAAAUUAAAGAAAGAGCUCUACAUUUAGCAGCUGAGGUAGCAGAGACAAACGACAGUAACGUACCCGUUCUUCUGCUUGGCCUCCAAGACAUUUUAGACAGCUGUCRAUCUGACCAUGAACUCUCUACCCUCAUAAGAAUUUACCUUUGGAAUUAUGAUGUAAUUCAUGUUACCAACCUUGCCUUAAAGCAAGACUUCACAGCAAUCCCUGGUCAAUGGAAUACUGCUGCAAGUCUGAGUACCCUGCUGUGUCAGUGCUGUGCUGGUUUAGAGUUGCCUGAAGAACCCGAUUACAACACUUCAUUUUUACCUGAUGUGUUAGAGAAUGUGCUGAAUAUUGCUGCCAAAUUGCUUCAAAACUAUUCAAAUACAACUCUGGCAGAAGAGAGGAAGUUCUUUCUUGAUGGUUUUAGAGAUGUUGUCAAUGGAUUAGAAAUGUUGUACACAGCCCAUGAGCCACUUGCUUCAAGAGUAAUGCAAUCUAAACGUUUUAUGCAAAUAUUGAUGACAGAAGACUUGGAAAUUGCACUUUUCUUCAUGUCUGUCAUAGAAGCUAUGUGGAAAGCUAACAGGUUGGUACUUAGUCAGUUGAGUUCAGAGACACUUCACAGUCUAUUAGAUGAAAUUAUCUUCAAGAUAUCAACGUCAGAGGAAACUUUGAUUGGAAGGGCUGCUACACGAUUAAUUCUAACAGCAACUGACCGUAAUCCUGCAGUAGUGACCAUACUCCUGUCCAGAAGAUACAAGGGUCUUAAAGCAUACCUGAGCAAAUGGAAUAACAAAGGGUUUGAUGGUGACGUCAGAAGACUAGUUUCACUUCUAGAGGCUGGUACAGCUGCUGAAGCUGAACAAAUGAAAUCAAGUCGRUCAGCAACCAUAAUCCAAGCUUGCUUCCGAGGCUACAGAACUCGAAGGAACCUUGAAAGAGCCAACAAAGGAAUAACCCUGCUGCAGAGGAAAUUCCGUGAAAAGCGCGUUCAACGAGAACUGAACCGCGAACAACAGCGAGAGAGCGGAGAGAAGGCAAUGCUAGCAGAGCAAAAGAGGAUCCAAGGAUUGAGGUCUUCUAUGAGAAAGCAGUUGAAGAUGUUAGAAAGUGUUCCAGCUCGUGAGGUUAAUAAGUUUAUGUUAGACAACCAAGUCCAAGCGGUCAGUAAGAUCCAGGCGGGGUUCAGGGGAAUGAUGUGCAGGCGGCAAAUGAAGUCUGUUAAAGAAGACUGGAUGAGAACAAAGGCUGCAAAAACCAUACAGAGACAGUUUCGCAGGUACUUGGAACAAAAGCAAGAGGCUGCUCCCUACCCUAUUCCUCCUGGGCUAACAGACGCUCGUCGAGUCGAGAUUCAGAAUAUCAUUGUUGAACGCAGAGACAGAUUCCCGCCUAAACACAGAACUCAAGAAGAAUUAAAAGAACUACAUGAGAAGGCGCACGGGUUGCUUGCAAGUCAUCUUGUGGUCCGUACAAAGACGAGAAAGAAUGAACAAAAACGUGAAGCUCUGUUGACCAGACUAAAGAUGGACACUGAUCUACUUUUAGGAGCACCAGGGCUUCAAGAUGCCUCGGCUGAGACAAGUGAGACCUUCAAGUCUCRAUCAGCUCCUGUUAUUGCUAAAGCUCAGCUUAGUCACAAUGAAGAGCUGCGCAGAUGCAGGGCACCUUGGUGGAAGAAACUAUGGGAUGAGGAAUCAAUAGAAGGACUUCAUUUUGAUGUUAACGAGAAGCAGGAUGCGCAGCUUAAUUUUUGACAUCCAAGCACAUCAUUUGCUGCUAUUUUCUUAAUCAUGGUUUGAAAAAUUUUCUCUAGAGAGUCAAGAGACAAAGACAUGGCAGCCAUGUGGGUGGUUAUAAAAGAGAACUGAAGCUAAUAAAAAAUGUUUUGUCGAAGAACACCAACAUGGCUGCAAUGAAGUACAGUGUAAGCGGGUGACGCGCAGACGUGUCUUGCAUUUUGUACACUGUUAUAAAUAAUGUCAUGAAUAAAGGCACAUACAGAUUAUAUCUUGUAGAGAUGGGAUCGGCUGGAUAUCCCUUCAUACUGGCGUUGGGUUUGUGUCCUGCCCUCUCUGUCCCCUCUUUUCCAGACUUUCUGCAGACCAGAUCUCAAAAGAAACUAACGAAAUAAUUUAUUUAGUGCGUGUUUGUGUGAUAUAUAUGGUAUGUAAAUAAAUGUUUAAAAAAAAAUA
Actinia tenebrosa (Australian red waratah sea anemone) is the source of this 2437-nucleotide messenger RNA. RefSeq names its product IQ calmodulin-binding motif-containing protein 1. Gene Ontology annotation, molecular function: calmodulin binding. The record is from RefSeq and is a predicted model, not a curated record. Gene Ontology annotation, biological process: cilium assembly. NCBI's taxonomy places the organism in Eukaryota, Metazoa, Cnidaria, Anthozoa, Actiniaria, Actiniidae. Gene Ontology annotation, cellular component: cilium.